This is a messenger RNA of Aspergillus campestris IBT 28561, 714 nucleotides long. RefSeq lists its product as uncharacterized. The transcript has 2 exons. Lineage: Eukaryota; Fungi; Ascomycota; Eurotiomycetes; Eurotiales; Aspergillaceae. The coding region runs from base 105 to 539 and encodes 144 amino acids. The record is from RefSeq and is a predicted model, not a curated record.
CAGCUGAACCAUAUUGAUCUGUCAUGAUCUCCGCCUAAAGGUCUUCAGUUUCACUCUUCAGCCAUCAGUCCAUCUGAAAAGGUGACGAUCCACUCUGUGGCUCCAUGAAGAAUGGAGUCUUGUCGUUCCGUUUGCUUCGGAGCAUUAUCCUUGUUUUGGAGGGGGGCUUGGGUGAGGUAAGACGUCCUAGGAGAGAGAUCAUCGGAUUUCCCGGUGGAGACAGAUUCUGUUCGAGACUUAGUGUAGCCGGGAGACGAGUAACCAAUCUCAGUAAGGUCUAUCUUCACGAUGGCCAGACCAACCUAUUACCGUCAGGGAUCUCGCACCCUUGGCGUUGGUCGUUUUCGGUUAUGGCGUGUGCAGUCACAACCACCAAGCCACGAACACGAUUGUUACCAUCCUUAAGGUUUGGUCGCUUGAACAACACCAAGCCAACUCCGCGAAUACUCGAUCCACCAUCGCCAAUUCCUCAACAAUGCAGCAGUGAAGGAGUCAACCACCUGGCUAAUUCAGGUACCAAAAACUCUCGUCGUCCCUAGGGACAAAUGAGGAUUAUGGCAUGAUACCAUGGUCGAUCGCGAUCGAUGUCAACUAAUGUCAAUCAUCAUGACAGCUGAUACGUGCCCACUUUUUCCCAUCCCACCCCGGCACCGGUUUGCCAAUUGACAGAUCACCCGGAUCGACUAGUGGGAUCGAUUUUACCAUAAACCACCG